AUGGUGGGCCGUCUGUCCCUUGCAGGCCAGGCUGGGAAGCUGAUGUACGUGAUGCAUAACUCCGAGUACCCCCUGAGCUGUUUUGCCCUUUUUGAGAAUGGGCCUUGCCUUAUUGCUGACACCAACUUCGAUGUGCUCAUGGUGAAGCUCAAGGGCUUUUUCCAGAGUGCCAAAGCCAGCAAGAUUGAGACCCGGGGUACUUGCUACCAGUACUGUGACUUCCUGGUGAAGGAGGGCACAGUCACAAUGGGUCCCAGUGCCCAUGGCAUCUCUGUGGAGGUAAGACCUUGGGGAAGGACAAGCAGAAUAUGCUAUGGGCUGCACAGUAAGGGUUCUGGAAGUUUUCCCACCCCAC
Messenger RNA from Cricetulus griseus (Chinese hamster), 355 nucleotides. NCBI's taxonomy places the organism in Eukaryota, Metazoa, Chordata, Mammalia, Rodentia, Cricetidae. The record is from RefSeq and is a predicted model, not a curated record.